AUGGUUGCGGCGAUCGGCUUUGCCUGUGACGGCGGCACGAGCGACCACGGGAGGUCCACCCCCGCUUCGCCCCGGUCGCUGAAGGCGCUCCGGGCGCUGAGUGGCGGCGCACGCGUGGCUUCCGCGAAGAGGAGCAAGGUGCAGGCCAAAGAUGAGCCAGCAGACCUUCGAAGUCAGAAGCCAUCGCGGCGUCUUGCUUGGACAGCCGAUGAGGCCCUCUGGCUGGCGGAUGACUUCAUUACCCCCGUGGAUCGCCACCUACUCGGUGAGGUGGCAGCCCGCUUUCCACCGCAGUUCAAUGAGGAUCCUCCCGAUCGCUCCUUUGCUCCUCACCGCGCAGCGGUGAAAUCACUGGAGCGCAAAGCAGACGAGGAGAGUCGGCGGCUUUCUGCCCGAGUGCCCGUGGCCACUGCCGACCUCUCG
Symbiodinium sp. CCMP2456 is the source of this 423-nucleotide messenger RNA. NCBI's taxonomy places the organism in Eukaryota, Dinophyceae, Suessiales, Symbiodiniaceae. The record is from the annotation of a GenBank genome assembly.